AGUUGAUCUCUUAAAAAUCGAACACUGUGCUCAAACAGUGUGUCAUUCACGCCAGUGGCUUAGACCGGCAGUCGCUUGUGGAUAAAAGCCAAACGUAAGUUGACUAUAAAAGGCCAACAACUCGCCGCUACGACAUCAGUUAUUAAUUCCCCGUUCAAGUUUAAACACUUAAGCAUUUACCAAAAACAAAACAGUAACAAAAUGGAUUUCUACUACACCGCUGGCUCCUCACCUUGCCGUGCCGUCAUCAUGACCGCCAAAGCACUCAACGUCAACUUGAAUAAGAAGAACCUGAAUCUAAUGGCCGGCGAGCACUUGACACCAGAGUAUCUGAAAAUCAAUCCACAGCAUACCAUACCCACUUUGGUGGAUAACGGUUUCGCUCUAUGGGAGUCGCGCGCCAUUAUGGUCUAUCUUGCUGAAAAAUAUGGCAAAGACGACACGUUGUACCCCAAGUGCCCGAAGAAGAAGGCCGUGAUCAAUCAGCGUUUGUACUUCGACAUGGGCACACUGUAUAAGAGCUUCGCCGACUACUACUACCCGCAAUUAUUCGCUAAGGCACCGGCUGAUCCCGAGUUGUACAAGAAAAUAGAGACGGCCUUCGAGUUGUUGGACACCUUCUUGGAGGGUCACAGCUAUGUCGCCGGCGACGCACUCAGCUUGGCUGACAUAGCAGUUGCAGCAACGGUCUCCACAUUCGAUGUGGCCGGUUUUGACUUCAGCAAAUAUGCUAAUGUGGCUAAGUGGUAUGCUAAUGCCAAGCGGGUGGUUCCCGGCUUCGAUGAGAACUGGCAGGGUUGCUUGGAGUUCAAGGCUAAAUUCUUCCACUAAAUACUCGUACAAAUCUAGGCUGUAGCUUGUUGGAAUUGUGUGCUUAUUAUUACUUAUAAUUGAAAGACAAAUGUAUUAUUUGAAUAAAUAUGUAUUAUUUUUUUAAGAAUA
Messenger RNA from Bactrocera oleae (olive fruit fly), 942 nucleotides. RefSeq names its product glutathione S-transferase 1-1. Gene Ontology annotation, biological process: glutathione metabolic process. Lineage: Eukaryota; Metazoa; Arthropoda; Insecta; Diptera; Tephritidae. The record is from RefSeq and is a predicted model, not a curated record. Gene Ontology annotation, molecular function: glutathione transferase activity.